Annulohypoxylon truncatum is the source of this 976-nucleotide messenger RNA. RefSeq lists its product as uncharacterized. The record is from RefSeq and is a predicted model, not a curated record. The transcript is spliced from 2 exons. NCBI's taxonomy places the organism in Eukaryota, Fungi, Ascomycota, Sordariomycetes, Xylariales, Hypoxylaceae. The coding region runs from base 114 to 665 and encodes 183 amino acids.
GGGAAGUAGAUGGGUAUAUAAGGAGCCGCCCGAAUCAACGCAACUUCGAUCUAUAGUAUCAAUUCCACAAUUUCAAUUCGAAGCAAAGAGUAACAGUUGCAACAAUAUCCAAAAUGAAGUUUCCUUGGUCAAGAUUUCUCUCCUUUUACGUCGGGUUCGUUACAGUCUGUCUGGCAGCGUCACUUGAAUCGACGGGAGAUUUGUCGGUAUCCGAUGUCCGCCGCACCAAAUACCAAGACAACACGACCUGCACAUGGCAUUUCACCGUAAUCAACUCUACUUCGGAAGCUGGCAUGACGGAUAUCUUUAGCUGUAACUUCGACGUCAGAGUCGUGGAAGGGACAGACUGCGGCGCGGCAUCCUUCGAAAAUUCCUGCAGCAAUAAUAGUUCGUAUACAGUUAACGGCGGACACAGCGACCAAGGAUUUGUCGUGAUCGUUCUCGUCAAUAAUGAUCAAGGAUCCUUGGCAUACUUCGCAUUCUCAGACGAAGACCUGGAUUCUGCGUCUAAGGUCUCUAAUCAGACUAUGCCAACGUAUCCACAGGCAACUACCCAGCGACGCGAUUUGAUCGUAGGACGACAGGACAGCAACAGCACUCCCUCUUCUACCGAAUGGAAAAUCGAGGAUCUUUUUAGAGGUAUGGUACAUAGAGGGAACCUUUAGGGAAUUUCACAGACCCCCCGAAGGUGUUGAUAUGCAAAGCUGGGCGUGGUAUAACCAGGAAUGCGUAGGGAGCGGUUACUUCGCUUCGUGGGGAUAUAUGGAAACUGGUGACGCUGGUAUCAUGACGAUAGUCAAGUAAGCCCCGCAACGCAUUGCCCCAGUUGUAAUAGAGAAUCACGAUAUGCUAAUGUGCGUCUGCAAAGUUCGACUCGCAAUGGCCUGGCGUUCUUCGGAUUCUCCAAUAUCAACUCCAGUUCGUACUUAGGGGAUGCGGGACCAAGUACGGUUUCAUACUGUAACUGCGGCUGACC